Caenorhabditis briggsae is the source of this 4323-nucleotide messenger RNA. It is a transcript of the gene Cbr-dyn-1, whose product is annotated as Protein CBR-DYN-1. The coding region runs from base 1 to 4323 and encodes 1440 amino acids. Lineage: Eukaryota; Metazoa; Nematoda; Chromadorea; Rhabditida; Rhabditidae. The transcript is spliced from 13 exons. Gene Ontology annotation, cellular component: microtubule; synapse; plasma membrane. Gene Ontology annotation, biological process: receptor-mediated endocytosis. The record is from RefSeq and is a predicted model, not a curated record. Gene Ontology annotation, molecular function: microtubule binding; GTP binding; GTPase activity.
AUGGCGUGGGCUAACCAGGGAAUGCAGGCGCUGAUCCCUGUGAUCAACCGCGUCCAGGAUGCUUUCUCUCAGCUCGGCACCAACGUCAGCUUCGAACUUCCACAAAUCGCUGUCGUUGGAGGACAAUCCGCCGGAAAGUCAUCAGUACUGGAGAAUUUUGUGGGAAAAGACUUCCUUCCGCGUGGUUCUGGAAUUGUUACUCGUCGUCCAUUGAUCUUGCAACUCAUUCAAGAUCGCAAUGAGUAUGCCGAGUUUCUCCACAAGAAGGGACAUCGUUUCACGGAUUUUGACGCUGUCCGAAAGGAGAUCGAGGAUGAAACCGAUCGUGUCACGGGACAAAACAAGGGAAUCAGUCCCCAUCCAAUCAACCUGCGUGUGUUCUCCCCAAAUGUCUUGAACUUGACUCUUAUCGAUCUUCCGGGUCUUACCAAGGUUCCAGUCGGAGACCAACCAGCCGAUAUCGAGACCCAAAUCCGUGACAUGAUCCUUACUUUCAUCAGCCGCGAGACCUGUCUCAUUCUGGCCGUCACACCAGCUAACAGCGAUCUUGCCACUUCUGAUGCUCUCAAACUUGCCAAGGAAGUCGAUCCACAAGGACUUCGUACUAUUGGUGUUCUUACCAAACUCGACUUGAUGGACGAGGGAACCGAUGCUCGUGAAAUUCUGGAGAACAAGUUGUUCACCCUUCGUCGUGGAUAUGUUGGAGUUGUUAAUCGUGGACAGAAGGAUAUUGUGGGACGCAAGGAUAUUCGAGCUGCCUUGGAUGCCGAACGCAAAUUCUUCAUUUCUCAUCCAUCGUACAGACAUAUGGCUGACCGUUUGGGAACCACUUAUCUCCAACAUACUCUUAAUCAACAACUCACCAAUCAUAUCCGUGACACUCUUCCAACACUUCGUGAUAGUCUUCAAAAGAAGAUGUUUGCUAUGGAGAAGGAUGUUGCUGAGUAUAAGAACUUCCAGCCAAAUGAUCCUGGACGCAAGACCAAAGCUCUUUUACAAAUGGUCACUCAAUUCAACGCUGACAUCGAGCGCUCUAUCGAAGGAUCUUCUGCCAAACUGGUUUCUACCAAUGAGCUAUCUGGAGGAGCCCGCAUCAAUCGUCUUUUCCACGAGCGUUUCCCAUUCGAAAUUGUCAAAAUGGAAAUCGACGAGAAGGAGAUGCGAAAAGAGAUUCAAUUCGCUAUCCGUAACAUCCAUGGUAUCCGUGUUGGUCUCUUCACUCCAGAUAUGGCUUUCGAAGCGAUCGCCAAGAAGCAGAUCGCUCGUCUGAAGGAGCCAUCGUUGAAGUGCGUGGACUUGGUCGUCAAUGAGUUGGCCAAUGUUAUCAGACAGUGUGCUGACACUAUGGCUAGAUACCCACGUCUUCGUGAUGAGUUGGAGAGAAUUGUGGUGUCGUAUAUGCGGGAGCGUGAGCAAACUGCCAAGCAACAGAUUGGAUUGAUCGUCGACUACGAGUUGGCCUACAUGAACACCAAUCAUGAGGAUUUUAUCGGUUUCAGCAACGCUGAAGCAAAAGCAUCACAAGGUCAAUCGGCUAAGAAGAACCUCGGAAAUCAGGUGAUCCGUAAGGGGUGGCUCUCAGUGAGCAACAUCUCCUUUGUUCGUGGAUCCAAGGACUGUUGGUUCGUCUUGACUUCUGACAGCCUGAGUUGGAAAAAGAGAAAAAGUAUUAUGCUUCCAUUGGAUGGAAUCAGAUUGAGGGAUAUCGAGAGGGGAUUCAUGUCGCGUCAACACAAGUUUGCACUUUUCUACCCGGAUGGAAAGAACAUUUACAAGGAUUACAAGCAACUCGAGUUGGGAUGCAACAAUUUGGAUGAAGUCGAUGCCUGGAAAGCUUCAUUCUUGCGUGCCGGAGUCUAUCCAGAAAAACAGAAGGCACCAGAGGACGAGUCGCUCCCAGAAAUGGAGGAAUCGUCGAUGGAUCCUCAAUUGGAGCGUCAAGUGGAGACCAUUCGUAAUUUGGUCGACUCGUAUAUGAGAAUCAUCACCAAAACGAUCAAAGAUUUGGUGCCAAAGGCUGUGAUGCAUUUGGUUGUUAAUCAGAUCGCAAUGAGUAUGCCGAGUUUCUCCACAAGAAGGGACAUCGUUUCACGGAUUUUGACGCUGUCCGAAAAGGAGAUCGAGGAUGAAACCGAUCGUGUCACGGGACAAAACAAGGGAAUCAGUCCCCAUCCAAUCAACCUGAGUGUGUUCUCCCCAAAUGUCUUGAACUUGACUCUUAUCGAUCUUCCGGGUCUUACCAAGGUUCCAGUCGGAGACCAACCAGCCGAUAUCGAGACCCAAAUCCGUGACAUGAUCCUUACUUUCAUCAGCCGCGAGACCUGUCUCAUUCUGGCCGUCACACCAGCUAACAGCGAUCUUGCCACUUCUGAUGCUCUCAAACUUGCCAAGGAAGUCGAUCCACAAGGACUUCGUACUAUUGGUGUUCUUACCAAACUCGACUUGAUGGACGAGGGAACCGAUGCUCGUGAAAUUCUGGAGAACAAGUUGUUCACCCUUCGUCGUGGAUAUGUUGGAGUUGUUAAUCGUGGACAGAAGGAUAUUGUGGGACGCAAGGAUAUUCGAGCUGCCUUGGAUGCCGAACGCAAAUUCUUCAUUUCUCAUCCAUCGUACAGACAUAUGGCUGACCGUUUGGGAACCACUUAUCUCCAACAUACUCUUAAUCAACAACUCACCAAUCAUAUCCGUGACACUCUUCCAACACUUCGUGAUAGUCUUCAAAAGAAGAUGUUUGCUAUGGAGAAGGAUGUUGCUGAGUAUAAGAACUUCCAGCCAAAUGAUCCUGGACGCAAGACCAAAGCUCUUUUACAAAUGGUCACUCAAUUCAACGCUGACAUCGAGCGCUCUAUCGAAGGAUCUUCUGCCAAACUGGUUUCUACCAAUGAGCUAUCUGGAGGAGCCCGCAUCAAUCGUCUUUUCCACGAGCGUUUCCCAUUCGAAAUUGUCAAAAUGGAAAUCGACGAGAAGGAGAUGCGAAAAGAGAUUCAAUUCGCUAUCCGUAACAUCCAUGGUAUCCGUGUUGGUCUCUUCACUCCAGAUAUGGCUUUCGAAGCGAUCGCCAAGAAGCAGAUCGCUCGUCUGAAGGAGCCAUCGUUGAAGUGCGUGGACUUGGUCGUCAAUGAGUUGGCCAAUGUUAUCAGACAGUGUGCUGACACUAUGGCUAGAUACCCACGUCUUCGUGAUGAGUUGGAGAGAAUUGUGGUGUCGUAUAUGCGGGAGCGUGAGCAAACUGCCAAGCAACAGAUUGGAUUGAUCGUCGACUACGAGUUGGCCUACAUGAACACCAAUCAUGAGGAUUUUAUCGGUUUCAGCAACGCUGAAGCAAAAGCAUCACAAGGUCAAUCGGCUAAGAAGAACCUCGGAAAUCAGGUGAUCCGUAAGGGGUGGCUCUCAGUGAGCAACAUCUCCUUUGUUCGUGGAUCCAAGGACUGUUGGUUCGUCUUGACUUCUGACAGCCUGAGUUGGUACAAGGAUGAUGAGGAAAAAGAGAAAAAGUAUAUGCUUCCAUUGGAUGGAAUCAGAUUGAGGGAUAUCGAGAGUGGAUUCAUGUCGCGUCAACACAAGUUUGCACUUUUCUACCCGGAUGGAAAGAACAUUUACAAGGAUUACAAGCAACUCGAGUUGGGAUGCAACAAUUUGGAUGAAGUCGAUGCCUGGAAAGCUUCAUUCUUGCGUGCCGGAGUCUAUCCAGAAAAACAGAAGGCACCAGAGGACGAGUCGCUCCCAGAAAUGGAGGAAUCGUCGAUGGAUCCUCAAUUGGAGCGUCAAGUGGAGACCAUUCGUAAUUUGGUCGACUCGUAUAUGAGAAUCAUCACCAAAACGAUCAAAGAUUUGGUGCCAAAGGCUGUGAUGCAUUUGGUUGUUAAUCAGGUCAGCGAAUUCAUGAAAGACGAACUUCUGGCUCACCUUUACCAAUGCGGCGACACUGAUGCUCUCAUGGAGGAAUCACAACUGGAAGCUCAGAAACGCGAAGAAAUGCUUCGCAUGUACCACGCCUGCAAGGAAGCCCUCCGUAUCAUCUCCGAAGUCAACAUGAGCACUCUCGGCGACACUCCACCAUCACUUCCAGUCACCGACUACCGUCCAUCCGGACCAUCUUCAGCUCCACGCCCAGCUCCAGCUCCACCAGGCGGACGUCAAGCUCCAAUGCCACCAGGACCACGUGGACCGGGAGGACCACCACCACCUGGAAUGCGCCCACCACCAGGUGCUCCAGGAGGUGGAGGCAUGUAUCCACCAUUGAUUCCAACAAGAGUACCUACACCAUCCAAUGGAGCACCGGAGAUACCUGCCCGUCCUCAAGUACCAAAACGACCAUUCUAA